AUGCCAUUGAUCGAUAUUCGGAUGGACUAUCAGGAGACAAAGGGAGCUGAAGAGUUACGAUGCGCCAUGUUAGGAUCUGGAUUCACGUUCAACGUUUUGGCCCAAAAGAUAAAUGCCGAUGACAACAACGAACAAAAAGUGACUGUAUGCGAUCACUCGGUUCCUGAGAUCGACUUAAGUCAAGGAUAUUUAAAAGCUCAACAUGUGAUCAAUUGCGACGAUCCGUUUGAGCAACAAAAUCUGAACGAUCUAUAUGAAACGUUCCAGCCAACUGGGCGCGACGUCUACUCAAAAUUAGCGUCAAUCGUUCGAGAGGUUUUGAUAAGAGCAACGAUGCCAGCUCCAUUGAUUUGGCUGUAUUCAUAUACACCAAAUCAAAAAACAAAUACAAAGUCAUCUCGUGCCUUUUCGUUUGAGCGCUUUCCCGAUCAAGUCGCAUCCUCCAUAAUAGAAUUUUUGUACGAUCUUGUCGAUCUACACAUACCGCCAGACUUUUUGUCACACAAAAACUGCGACACUAGCGCCCCAUUUUUCAUCCUUCUCGGCGAAAAUAAUGACGAAAGACGAAUCGAACUCGAACAUCGGAUGGAACGUCGAAUGAAGCUGAAGCGCCGUUUCAACGAAAUGCUCACCAAUACAUUGACGUAUAUACGUGAGUACUGUUACGAUGUCGGCAACAAAAGGCUAAUCAGUUGCAAGAACGGCGAUCAUACUGAUGGCCAUAUUCGUUGGAAUAAAUGGAAAAAGGCCUUGAUGGAGAAGAACCAAGAGGAGAUCGACUCCAUUCAGUCAACCAUGACAACCGAUUCGAUCACGUUUAAUCAUAUUCUAGGACAGGGACGUGUCAAUCAACUCGGCGGCGUUUUCAUCAAUGGUCGGCCGCUUCCGUUGCAGAUCCGCGAAGCGAUUAUAUCAAUGGCGAAACAGGGCAUCAAGCCGUGCCAUAUUAGUCGACAGCUGAAAGUCUCGCACGGCGCCGUCAGCAAAAUUCUGAAUCGCUACGCGGAAACGGGAUCAAUAUCACCGGGACAGAUUGGCGGCAAUCCGCGCGCGCGACUCACCGUCCAAGCCGUCGAAAAACAAUUAAUAAUCGCGUUCGAGGAGAAUCCGCACAUGAGCGCCAGCGAGCUUCGCGAGGUUCUCAUUCAGAAAGAAGUGUGCACCCGAAGCAACGUGCCAUCGGCAAACGCCAUCAGCAAAAUGAUACGCUCUCGUGGAUUGCUGCGCGAGAAGAAGAUGGAGAGGAAGCGGCUGAGCUACAGCAUCGACAGCAUUCUAGGAAUCUCAAUAGAUGAGUGUAACAAAUCGAGUUCCGAUGAUGAUGAGUGUUCAUCGACGUCGCCGUCGUCAGCCACCGGAGAAUCAGCGAGACGCAAUCGCACCUCAUUCACCUCCGAUCAAUUGGAUGCACUGGAAGCGGCAUUCAAGGCGAACACCUAUCCGGACGCUGUUGAGCGCGAGGCGAUCUCCAAAGAGACCGGAUUAAGCGAGGAGAAGAUCAUGACGUGGUUCUCGAAUCGUCGCGCGCGCUGCCGAAAACACAUUCCCGCCUAUCAGCAAAUGUACAACUCGACAAGCACGUUCGGCGCGUCGACGUCGCCGGUCGCCGCACUUCAAUACCAUCAGAUGCUCGCGCAGCCGUUGCUCUUCAAUCCGCUGCUGUUCCCGACGACAAACUUCUUGCAAACCACCACCACCGGUAACGAUCGCUAUUAA
Caenorhabditis bovis is the source of this 1716-nucleotide messenger RNA. Lineage: Eukaryota; Metazoa; Nematoda; Chromadorea; Rhabditida; Rhabditidae. The record is from the annotation of a GenBank genome assembly.